Cyphellophora attinorum is the source of this 879-nucleotide messenger RNA. RefSeq names its product Uroporphyrinogen decarboxylase. Gene Ontology annotation, cellular component: cytosol. NCBI's taxonomy places the organism in Eukaryota, Fungi, Ascomycota, Eurotiomycetes, Chaetothyriales, Cyphellophoraceae. The transcript has a single exon. Gene Ontology annotation, molecular function: uroporphyrinogen decarboxylase activity. Gene Ontology annotation, biological process: heme biosynthetic process. The coding region runs from base 1 to 879 and encodes 292 amino acids. The record is from RefSeq and is a predicted model, not a curated record.
AUGUGGAUCAUGCGACAAGCCGGCCGCUACCUUCCCGAAUACCAUCAAGCCAAAGGAAACCAUGAUUUCUUCGAAUGCUGUCGAUCCCCAGAAAUCGCCUCUACUUUAACCCUCCAACCCAUCGAGCGCUACGAUGGCCUCCUUGAUGCCGCAAUCAUCUUCUCCGACAUCCUCGUCGUGCCGCAGGCGCUGGGGAUGGAGGUGCGGAUGGUGGAUGGGGUUGGACCGCAGUUUCCCCACCCUCUGCGCUCUCCGUCGGACGAGCAGUAUUCACAAAUAAUGGAGAAGGAGGUGGAUGUGCUAAAGGAGUUGGGAUAUGUGAUGGAUGCGAUUACGCUGACAAGAAAAAAACUGGAUGGAAGGGUGCCGCUGUAUGGGUUUAGUGGUGCGCCGUGGACGUUGUUGUGUUAUAUGGUUGAGGGGGGUGGGAGUAAGAUGUUUAUUCAGAGUAAGACGUGGGUGUUUAGGUAUCGCAAGGAGGCGAAGGCACUUCUCAGAAAGAUCUCGGAGGUGGUAGUGGAGUACCUCGCGCAACAGGUUGUGGCGGGGGCGCAGAUAUUACAGGUCUUCGACUCAUGGGCAGGUGAACUUGGACCCAGAGAAUUCCGAGAUCUUGCCCUGCCAGAGCUGCGGUGGAUCAGUGCGCAUCUACCGAAGCGGAUAAGAGAGUUGGGGGAGGAGGUAGUGCCGUUGGUGGUGUUUGCUAAAGGGGCGUGGUACGCGCUCGAAGACCUCUGUGAAAGCGGGUACGAUGUGGUCGGGCUGGAUUGGCUGCACGACCCGGCGGAAGCUGUGAAGAUAGCACGGGGCCGAGUGGUUCUGCAAGGAAAUGCAGAUCCGGGAGUGUAUAUGGGAGCAAGGGGGCGAUCACGGAAGUAG